AUGUCCAGCGUCUACUCACCAUGGAACGAAGCAGAAUUCAUGGCUCCUGCUCCAAUAGAGCGUGAACCAUCACCGGCCGAUUGUGGUGAAAUUUCUGAACGGGAUUUCAUGGCCGCACAGCUGUACGAAGAUGGAGAUCAGGACUACGAUAACGACAAUCCGAGCCAUCACGAUGACUACGGAUCGCCGCACUAUACAGCCUACAGCAGCAGUGAUGACGAGAAUGCCUUCAAUCAUCUUCCGCUGGCUCCUGUCGUCCGAUACAGCAGCUUCGCUGAUCAAGUUGCCUCUGUUCUUGACAUGUAUAAUCAAGAAUUUUGCGUUCUCCCACUUAGCGAAGACGUCCGGUGCAAUCCAUUUCGAAUCGACAGGGAGUCCUCUGAGAACGCGGCGUUCUUGCUUCACGCUGUGUUGGCUGUUGCUUCGCAACAUCUAGCCAAAAAGACUAAGUCUGCCCAGAUGAUAGAUCAGAUGCACGCCCAUCAAGGAAUGGCUGUAAAGCUGUUUUCGGAAGCCGUGGCCAACACUCCGCCGUCAGUUGCGCUCGAUACACUGCUGCUUCUAAUCACUUUUGAUGCUACACAGACAGCGUCUAGCACAUUCGGCGUGCACCUUGGUGGCGCCUUUACCAUCAUCGAAAGCGUCGGUAUUGACUUGGUUUGUCAGCACAGUUCUCGGACUCGAGCUCAGAUCGCCAUGCUGAUUUGGACUGAUCUAACUAUCGCGUUGAUCGGAAGAAAACAAACCAGGUUCCCAGACCGAUAUCUCAAGACACUACUUCGCUACUCGGGAGAGGAUGGAUGGAGUUGGAUGUCUCUCAAUGGCUGUUCGGUUGACCUUGUGAAAAUUAUGGCUCGUUUGACACGUCUUGCUGCCACCUACGAGAAAGUCUUAGAUAUGGAGUGGGCCAGCUUUGACCACACGCCUGUACGACAAUUGAUUGACGAGCUCUGCCGAUGGAAGAAUCCUGAGGAUCUCGACAUUGCGACCAUGACUCUGCCCACUUCUCCGCCACCAUCCGGAGCGAAUGCCGGAGGCUCCGAUGAGCCAGAUCAUGGCUCGAUGGAUCACAACAACUCCGAUGAUCCCGAUGUGCAAAUCAAUAAUAUGUACUGUGCCGACGAUGGCGCCUGUAUCCGGACCGAGCAUGAGAUGCGCAUUCAGCGCCUCCGUCUCCGCACAAUCAGAAUCCUUUCUCGCAAGAUCAUGGAUUGUAUCGGUUGCAUCGGCGACGCUGCCAUUGUACAGAAACAGGCCCUGCUACCAAUUUUUCUUGCGGGUGCAGAGAUAGUGCCUUUGCCUGGCGUCGGACCCGCGGAUCCUGUCGGCCUUCACAUCAAGCGCAAUUUUGUCCGAGCCUAUUGCAAACGCUGGACUGAAAUGGCACGAUACAAUAUGUUUGCGUCUGUCUCUACACUGCUGGAACGUGUCUGGGCAGACGCAGAUUCUGCUGUUGCCAGCGCCACGCCAAAUGAGUCUCCAGAAGACUCCUGGUGGGGCUGCUAUGUCGGGCCUAGAGGUUUCACGUCAACUGCUACUUCCACCUCGUUUCACAGCGAUGACACCGGCGAUGACGGACUAUUCGAGACAGAGUUACUGCUGGGAUGA
Messenger RNA from Cyphellophora attinorum, 1608 nucleotides. RefSeq lists its product as uncharacterized. The coding region runs from base 1 to 1608 and encodes 535 amino acids. Gene Ontology annotation, molecular function: DNA-binding transcription factor activity; transcription cis-regulatory region binding. Gene Ontology annotation, biological process: positive regulation of transcription by RNA polymerase II. NCBI's taxonomy places the organism in Eukaryota, Fungi, Ascomycota, Eurotiomycetes, Chaetothyriales, Cyphellophoraceae. The record is from RefSeq and is a predicted model, not a curated record. The transcript is spliced from 2 exons. Gene Ontology annotation, cellular component: nucleus.